Aphis gossypii (cotton aphid) is the source of this 4845-nucleotide messenger RNA. Its product is annotated as probable G-protein coupled receptor No18. The coding region runs from base 335 to 1906 and encodes 523 amino acids. The record is from RefSeq and is a predicted model, not a curated record. Lineage: Eukaryota; Metazoa; Arthropoda; Insecta; Hemiptera; Aphididae. Gene Ontology annotation, biological process: G protein-coupled receptor signaling pathway. Gene Ontology annotation, molecular function: peptide binding; G protein-coupled receptor activity. Gene Ontology annotation, cellular component: membrane. The transcript has 5 exons.
CGGUGUAUGCCUACACACGGGACCGCAGGGCUGGUUAUCGCGGUGUUGUUGUUGGGUGGCGGGAUGGUGUGGCGGGGGAGAAAAAACCAUCUGAAAGCCUCUGAGAAUGCGCCGCCGUGGAGUUUGCGCCGCCGCCGCCGCCGCCACGCCGCCGUACGUGUGUUAAGCCAUAGAGUUGAGUUUUUGCCCGAAAAUACAAACACACACGGGCACAACCACCGUGCGCGCCGGCAGUGUUCGGUUGAAAACCGCCCCGUAGUCACACGCGUGGCGAGAGCGAACUGUCUACUCCGAUGAUGCGCCGCGUAAAAGAUUAAACGAAAAUAAAACAAUCAUGGAGAAGACGUAUUUCAACGAGUCGCAUUUACCAGGCGAUGGAUUUACGUCCAUAGCUACGUCACUAAUGGCCGUCCACAUGGUGCUCGUGGCGAUUAUCGGCACCACAGCGAAUUUAUGCGUUUUCCUCGCUCUGUCCAUGAGUCACAAGGUGUCCAACAACCUUUUGCUGCUCAACCUUUGCGUCGCCGACAGUAUGGUGUGCAUUAUUAGCGGACCUUUGACAGUGCUGUCUUGGGAAUGGCCUGCGCUUUCGUCGUACACCAUCGUCAACGCUGUACAGUACAUACCGGUGGCGGCCAGCACGUUGAGCUUGAUGACGCAGUCGAUCGACCGGUACUCGUCCAUCAAACACCCGCGGCACAACAGGUUGCACCGGGACAAGCACCCCGCUUACCUCGUGUCCGGCGUGGUGGCCGCGUGGACGGUGGCCGCGGUCGUGUCGGUGCCGCGGUACGCGUGGCCGGUGCGCCGGCUGAUGGCGGACAUGCGGUGGACGCGGUACUACGAGACGUGUUACGUGGCCGUCGUGUUCGCCGUCCCGUGGGCCGCAGUGGCGUUCAGCCAGCGGGCCGUCAGCAGAACGCUGUACAUCACGUCCCUGAAGGCGGCCGCGGCCCGCGGACAGUUGCCGUUGCCCAUGCCCAUCAUGACUGCCGAGUGCAAGCAAGUGAUCCUGGUGGCGUCCAUACAGAAAAACACGACCGUCCAGACAAAGGUGCAGACCAACGACGUCGGGAUACAACUGCAGCAGCAGCAACCGCAGCAACAGCCGCUGACGUCCCAUCAGCAAUUCCUGCAGGAACAGCAACAGCAGCAAGUGCAACAGCAACAGCAACAGCAGCAGCAGCAGCAGCAGCAACAAAAGCAGCGUCCCACGCCGAGCGCGCGGAGUCGCAGACGGUUGGCCAAAGUUUUGGUAGCCCUGGCCGGCGUGUUCGUCGCCUGUUGGUUACCGUACGCCGUCGCUUUGCUGUACACCAAUUGGUGGUUUUAUCCGUCGUCGCCGGACGACAGCGACACGAACAACGACUACGGCGACGACAACGACAACGACGGCCGACCCGCCGUCCACCGGUUGGCCACCGUGGCCGCUCUGCUGCUGGGCCACGCCCACUCGGCCGUCAACCCGGUGGCCUACUGGUGGCUGAACCGGCACACGCUGCGCGCCUGUCCGUGGUGCUGGUCGUCCGACGAUCAGUUCGACGACGACGACGGCGGCGACGACGACGGCGACGGGACGGCGUGCUUCGGAUGCGGAGCGUUGGGCUGCAUCGUCAGCGGCGCCGUCACGGCGUUCGGAUGCGGCCGGGGCGACGGCAGUUGCGCGGGCGGCGGCGCCGUGGACUGCGCCGGCGGCGCCGGUUGCCGGCAGUCGCAGAACCACACGCCCACCCGGCUCAACCGGCUGCUGUUCCACCGGCAGGCCAACAACCAUCAGCGCAGCCGUCAACCGUCGUCCACCAACGAGGCGGCCCUGGGGCCGUUCAACCCGCGGUUCGCCACGCCGAAGAAGCGACCUCAACAGUUGCCCGUCGUCAAGAAUCCCGUCAUGCUGUAUUACGCGUGAAUCACACCCACCGCCGACCCACCCCACCCGCACGACAGCAGCUCGCAGAAGUGAAAAACGAAAUCUCUAAGUCUGCGGCGGAGAAAAAAGAGUCUGGUACGACCCCGGAUAUCGGACUUAUUGGUCUCGGACCGUGUACGACGACAUGCACGUCCGUUUUCGCGAGAUACUAUCCUUUGGAUUCAGUCGUCGUACACCUGUUAUACCGGUGGUUAUUGACUUUUUUCGAAUAGCGAAACACUUGAAGUUUUACUAGAUUUUCGCGGAACACAGCCGUAAAACAAAACAGUAACUUUUUUUUUAAAUUUUUUAUUAUAUUAAUAACUACGAUAAUACGUGUAUGCUAAUAAAACUGUUUGCAUACGACAUGUUAGUAAAAUAAACGAACAAAACCAGCUAAAAUGAUUCUAUUAUACGGUAUAAUAUGCUAUGUAGACUAUACGUUGCAUAUUACAGUAAAGUUAUCGUAUAACACACGUCUUAUGCCCUCGUGUUUUGCAAGUCCAUAAAAGUCAAAAUAUUAAGAAAAUGAAAAAAAAAAUUUCACCGAUUUUAAAAUUUUGUCGGAACCACUGACCUAUACCGCGAAAUAACGGCGUUUUAUUGUAUAUUUUAUAAUCGUAUACGUUAUAAAACACAUGUUGACGCGACAGCUACAAUUAUAGCACACGUAGUGAGUGUUAUUUAAUAAUAUGGUUCGUUAAUGUUUAGACAUACACUGUGUCGAGUGGGAUGCAAUCUAUUGUCCACACCAACUUGUAAGUAGUAUAUGUCAUGAAUACUGAUCGGUAUUUGUAUUCUAGAAUAAGACGUUUAUUGGGGUGUUUUUUUUUUUUUGACAUAUUUACAUCGCUGUCGUUUAGAAAAUAUGUUUCUAUUUCAUAAUUUCUAUUGCAAAUAAUAAUAAUAAUAAAAAAAAAAAAACAUUCUACGUGUCACCAUUCACAUCUUAACUACUAUAGUUUAUCGUAGACUUAUUAGCUUGAUAACGUUAUUAUAUUCGUAUUAAUCGUAUUCUUCUGUUAUUAAUAAUACAAAUUUUAAAUGUGUUUUAAUCGUCAUUUUCAAUAUUUAUUCGUUGUUUGUGUAUUCGUGUUAACUAUUUUCAAACUAUAUAUAAUAUUUAUGUAUUAUGUGAUUUUUAUGUUUUACAAAGUGUAAAACAAUUCGAUCAAUAUAUUAUAUCCAUUUUAAAUAUUUUUAUUGUGUAUUAAUAUGCACGCAUUACAGAUCAAAAAAUAAUAUUAUGAUAUUUAUUAUUAAAUUUGUUGUGUGAUGAUUUAAGUCGAUUUGUAAACGAAUUUAUAUUCUGCGCGAAGUUAUUAAAAAAGAAUUUAAAUAACGUGUUAGGUUAGGUGCAGCUUAGAUAUAAAAUAUUAAUUAAUCCGUUAUUGACCAAAAUGUUUUUUUUUUUUUGUUUUACAAUAGUUUUCUUCUCUUUGUCAGCGAUAUUAAUCAUCAUUUCGAUAAUUACUAUUCAUUGGAUAAUAGAAAUAGGUACGUGAAUUCGUCAAAUCAUCGAAUUGUUUGUGCCCUUCGUUGUGAAAAUCAAUACGUCAUAACAAUUAACGAUUUUCAUUACGAUUAUUAUCUGAUGACAUUUAUAAUGUGUUUAAAAACAAAUCGUAAAAAUUCAUCUAAUUCUAUAUUGUAUAAAAAAUAUGACUGUUACUCAUUUAAAAAUUAACAUUUAUUUUUAAUAUAACUAUAACCAUUGCGGUCGACUUAAACGGAUAGCCAAGUUUACUUGCAGGUUUACAUUAUAAUACUGUUACACGUGAAACAAACGUAAAUGUAUAUUUUUAAACGUAUACCGAGAAUGGGGAUAUACUUUGUCAAUAUACCUAAAUUUGUGUGCUUUUCUACAUCCGCAACGACUUUAUCUGAGCACUAUAAUAAUAUAUUACACGAUGGAUAGCCGACAGAUAUAAAUAAUACAUUUCCGUUUAAGCGAUUCUUGUUGAAUGGAGGGAAUAAAAGUAUCGACGUAAAAACACAACGAAUAUAUUAUUCGUAUCGAAAACGCGAAAUCCUAGCAUGUUGUGUAUUGCAUAGUACAAAUUAUACUACCAUCGGUGACAACAGUAAUAUUAAUUUAUAGGCCAAGGGAUCACAUAAUCGUUCUUUCUCAUGUUUUCAUAAUUAUUAUAUAUACCCUACGUAUUAUUUAGUAUUAUUUAGGUAGUAUUAUAUCAUGGCUUCCUAUUAAUCCGUAUAUACCACCUACACACCUUCACUACACACUACAGGGUCCAAUUAUUAUUAUUAUUAUUACAUAAUAUAUUUUCACGUUACUAUAUUUUAUUGUUAUAUACACUCGAAUAUUUCUGUGAUAUAUUAAAUUGUAUCAUUCAGUACUCGGUAGUACAACGUUUCGAACAAUCAUUCAUGGCACUGACAAAAACAAAAAUAAUACAUUUCUAUAAUAAAAACGCUCGUUAAAGUAAUAUCGUUUAUGGUUUUUUGGACGUUUAUUAAUACUAUCACCCGUGACCCACGACCACGGUACCAAUGGUUUUUACCCGAAGUCUGAUAUUGUAGGUAUCUGAUUUAUCACCGUGGCAUUAUAAUAAUAUAUAGGUAUAAUAAUACUGCGCGCAAUAAGACACCCGAUCGACAAUUCUUCGUAAUAUUAUGUUUUACCAAUAAAUUAUAAUAUAUGCAUCGGUCAUCACUCUGAACAUUUCACACAUUAUAUUUAUCCGUAUCGUUCGUGAUACUGUAAGAUAAUAUUAUAUAUGUAUUGUGUAUAUAAGUAUAUAAUUACGUCAUUGUUACGUUUUUUUUUGUGAUUUUUAUUUCAAUCUUCCUUGUUCUUUUUAAUAAAUUAUGUCAUAAUAUAUUAUUGUAUCGCUGUACGAUGUAUUUUAUAUAAAUAUAACAUAUAAUGUAUGAUAAUAAUAAUUAUUAAAAAUAUAUUAUAAUAUUAUGUACUGAAA